CGCAACACACGAUUUACGGGGCCAUACGCGCACGCACACCGGACGCAGCACGACGUGGUACGACCGCGAGACCACGACACCGCGCGACGGACGGUUUCGUUUCGGCGGAUUUUCGUCGGGUGAAAAAAUUUCCAGUAAAACCAUCACGCUCUCGUCGACCACGGCCAAACGCUCUCCCGGGACGACGACAGUCGUAUAUUAUUAUUUUACGCCGGCCACCACCGUUACUUUGACCGAAUUUUUCCAGCGACUUUCAGGCCUCUCCGCGGUAUAUAUACACAAUAUUAUUAUAUGAUAUUUAAACCCGAAUAAAUUUGAUUCGUCAUUGCUGUAUCAAAACGGCCGGUGCCGGAGAGAAACGGGCAAGCCACACGAUCCAUUAUAAUAAUAAAAUAUUUCGAAAAAAUAUCGAUUUUCCAAACAAACUCGCAACGGUCUUUGCCUCUAAUCACCGUCGACACGUUAUCGCGGAGUGGUGCAGGUGGUGGUGGUCGUUUGAAAAUAUACAAAUUAUAAUGGAUGUGUAAUAUCAUCCAAAACGUACCAUAAGCUGUAUCGUUGAAAAGCCCGCUGCGGUUUUGACCAUGUCUCUUGACGAUGUUUAAGCGAUUCGGCCAUAACGAGAUGCCUGUCGUGGUAUUGUGCAGAGCGCGGACUCGGCGGUUAGCAAAUUGAUGGCACCCGUCCGCCGCGAUGCUGCCCGUAUCCAUACAGAUGCGCAUCCUGUGGACAUUGGCGAUGGGCACCGUGUUCGUGGUGCUGUUACAGUACCAGACGUCCGGCGCCUGGUCGCAGCAACAGGGCCAACCGGUGGCCCGCCCCGACCUGGUGGCCGAGGACCUGGUGUCCAUGGCCCUGUCCAAGGUGGUGGUGGACGAGAGCGCCGGCGUGUCCCGGGACCUGCUGAUGGGCAUCUCGCGGCAGAUAGCCCGGUACGUGGUGUACAGCGCCAGUUGCAGCGGCGUCGGCGGUGGUGUCUUCGGUAACCUCAUCAGCGGUGGUGGCCCCGCGGUGACCGCCGUCGAACCGACCACUGUUUACGUCAUCACGCCGACGUACCGGCGGCCCGAACAGGUGGCCGACCUCACCAGGCUGGCGCAGACGCUCAUGCUGGUCAGAGACAUACACUGGCUGGUCGUCGAGGACUCGCACGUCAAAUCGCCUCACCUCGGCGUCCUGCUGCAGUCGUUCGGCGUCAGAUACAACCAUUUGAUCGCACCGAUGCCAGAAAGAUUUAAGAAAAUCCGCGGUGCCAAGCCCAAAGGUGUGGCCAAUCGAAAUCGAGGUCUAAAAUGGAUCCGACAGAACGCCGUCGAAGGCGUAGUGUAUUUCGCCGACGAUGAUAACACUUAUGACGUCAGACUGUUCAACGAGAUGCGCAAUACGCAAAAAGUAUCCAUGUGGCCCGUAGGAUUGUGUACAAGGACUGGCCUAAGUACACCAAUCGUGAAGAAUGGCCAGUUAAUUGGGUUUUACGACGGUUGGAUCGCAGGCAGGAAGUUUCCAGUCGAUAUGGCUGGUUUCGCGGUUAGCGUGAAAUUCCUACUAGAAAGACCUAAUGCUCAAAUGCCCUACAAACCAGGAUUCGAAGAAGAUGGUUUUUUGAGAACCUUAGCUCCUUUUGAACCUGAUCAAAUUGAAUUAAAAGCAGAUAAUUGCACCAAAAUAUUAGUGUGGCACACGCAGACGAAGAAGAACGAACCAUCGCUGAAUGUGGACAAGGAAAAAUACAAAAACACAAACAUACUUAGCCUGAAGGACAUCAUAGUCUGACAUACUAGAGCAGUUGUAGCCGAAGGAUUUCCGUCGGAAACAAUUUUUUGUUAUAAACCUUCCUACGCCAUGCCAUGUGGACACUGCACAUGCAAUUCAUUUUUGCCGUGGUCCCCCAAUUUUUGUUCGUUGCGAAAAACGGGAUUUGCUCAAUCACGGUUUUUUAAUUAGUACCUACCCAUAGUUUUCCUGGACAUUAUGAUUUCGUCUUUCCUUUGUAUUUUUACUGUUUGCGCCCUCAGUUUCUGUAGAUACUUUUCUUCGUUUCAAGUACCUACCUAUUAUUUAUAAGUUUUAUGUACAUUAUUAUUAUUUAUUUAUAAUUAUUACCUAUUAUAAAAUGUUAAUAUUUUAUUUUGUUAAUCGAUUUAUUUUCUCGAAAUACUAGUCAGUCGUGUUCCCUGCCACAGCUGGGUGGGAGUGAGGGACUCCCCGUUCUUACGUUUAUAAAUCAGCAAUAUUAUUAUUAUUAUUAUUAUUAUUAUUAUUUUGUAGGUGUCGAUAAAGCUGAUGUGCCGAACUCACACACUAUUCAAAACGUUCUAUAACGCGAAAUAGGAAGAAAUAUGACACACGACCGAUUGUUAUUUUUCUAAGCCUAUAUAACAAUAGACCUAAAGGAACUUUAUUUUACUAACCUAUUUAUAUUGAGUUUAGUAUUUUUAGUCUCAAAUGUAUUUUUGUAAGACAAGAGUAGGUAUUAUUAUCAAGUGGUAAACGACCAGCACGGUCCAAACUUAACGACCAAACGGCUUAAACACGCAUGUAACCGAUAUGUACCUGCACAGUAUCUUCUGUGUAUUAUUGUGAUGUACGUAGUAUUGUGAUGUAUUUUCGACUAUGUGCUGCCUCACGGACAAAUGCCAAACGUGCGGUGUAACCGAGAGAAAUCACAUGAGAGCAGAUAGGGACCGGGCACGGAUCCAGAGAGAUUUGAGAGUGGCUACUUGCUUAUGAGCACAAUAUAUCCAACAAAAUUUUCCUCGUUCACUUUUCAUUUCAAAAGUACCAUCAGAUAUAAUGAAAUUUAUCUUUCAUUUGCAUAGGUGAAAAACGUAUUUAUCAUUCAUUUGGAAAUAACAAUUAAUGAUCUCCGAAAAAAUGUGCAAGUAUUUGUUUGUGUGUCUGGGGAAAGCCACAGCCCCUUAAGUUCAUCACCUCUUCCACCAGGGGAUCUGUUCCUGGAUAUAACCCUACCACUUGUACUUAACAUCGAACUUGCAAGUAAUAAAUUAUUGAGUAUAAUGCAUAACUAAUAGUCAAACGUUUUAUUUUUCUUGAUUGUGCAUUUUUAAUAAUUCACUAAUAAAUUGUAUUAUAACGCAAUAAGCAAUAGCAUUCAAUAAAUUAAUAAAUAUCAGACAAUAUUUCCAGUCUCAAAAUAAAAUUGUAUCCUGGUCGCUCAAACUCAUUAUAAAUUAUAAUAUACAAUAUACAUAGUCCCAAUACUAUAUAGGACUGCCGACUAAACGUCGUAGGUACGUGUUUCGAUAUAAUUGUGAACAUGUUUCGAGUAAAAUAUUAAAAUACCAUAUAGGUACCUUGACGACCAUAAGAUUUAGAACAGCAUUAUAAGUCACAAUUACCUAGACAUUUUGUACGACGUCGAUUAAACACCAAAAAAAAAAAACAUAAACAUCCAAUUACAGAAAAAAUAUUUUUUUACUGAUUUUUUUCUCAAACAACUGAUGGAUACAUUUGUUUGUUCAUUAAUUGUCCACACAUUAUUUUUGUUACAACACGAUAUACCUCCAAAUAAGUUUCACAAAAAUAAUAAUUCGAUAUUGCGGACAUAAUAGUAUUUUUACGGUUGUUGAAAAGUCCCUUAACCGUUUUAAUGGCGUUAACCUCAACGACAUAGGAAAAAAUAAAAUGUCCGUUUACGUUUGCCUAUAAUACCAUCGCUUUAUGUAGGUGAGAAAUGUAAAAUAUUUCAUUAAUUAUUUAGUCUCGAGGAAGAGGAAGGGUUAAGGAUUGAGGAAAUUCUCAGUCGCCAACGCGAUCGAGCCAGUGGCAUAGAUCAACAUUAUCGCAGUAAGGCCGACGUUUGUGCGACGUUCCUACAAUCUUAUUUAAUACUAAUCAGCUCGUACCCGUCGCAGUCAUAUAAAAACUUACACAACAACGGAAUAGUUGCAGCACCGUAAAACAAAUAACAAUCGCGUUUGUUGACUUUUCUUUUAAACCACGUCCGUAAGGUACUUUUUUUUACGAUUUUGGUAAAAAAAUUACGUAAACAACACAAAUAUACAUUUUCAUUCUCCAAGGCCGUGCAACUGAAUUCGCGGAAUAACAAUUCUCGCCGCGUGCCGGUUAUCGGGCAUUCGUCGUUAAAAUACACGCGACGCCUGACUGAGAUAGUCGUGUUUUGAACAACUGUUCGGCGUUUGAUCGACGUGUGCGGUUAGGUAACAAACAGAAAAAUGUUUAUAGAAACGCACGAAAAUCGCGACCGACCAGUACAUUUCGUUACCUUGUAAUACGCUCGCGUGCGUAGUCCCCCAAAAGAUGUAUACUACGUUUUCGUGAUCGGGUUGAAUAGAAAUUAGGGCGAGAGGGUUGAAAAGGGCUGUCGAUAGAAUACGAAAACCGCUCACACUUUUUGACCGCUGGUGCGGUGUAUCACGUUCGGUAAAAAGGUACCUAUGCUAGCCAACUCGGA
Myzus persicae (green peach aphid) is the source of this 4435-nucleotide messenger RNA. Its product is annotated as galactosylgalactosylxylosylprotein 3-beta-glucuronosyltransferase P. The coding region runs from base 694 to 1773 and encodes 359 amino acids. Gene Ontology annotation, molecular function: galactosylgalactosylxylosylprotein 3-beta-glucuronosyltransferase activity. Gene Ontology annotation, cellular component: Golgi membrane. Gene Ontology annotation, biological process: chondroitin sulfate proteoglycan biosynthetic process; carbohydrate metabolic process. Lineage: Eukaryota; Metazoa; Arthropoda; Insecta; Hemiptera; Aphididae. The record is from RefSeq and is a predicted model, not a curated record. The transcript has 6 exons.